AGUUCUGGGUUCCGGACUCGCGCGGCAGGUGUCACGUGGCGGGCACACAGUCCGGCGCGGGUCGGCGGGUCUCGGACUCUGGCAGCGGCGGCUGCAGCGUGGGGCCUCGGGGUCGCUGGGCUGGUGUGCGAGACCCUGUUCCGGUAGGUGGGCAGCUUCGGGUGCCAGGACCUUGGUGUCGCCGGCGCUCUCGGGGUGUGCGCUCCCUUUGUGGUGUGCGCCUUGCCGCCGCGCUUCCCCCGCAGCUCUGAGAAACCGGAAAAGGCAACUUUGAACCUGUGCGAUGAUGACUCAAGUCAACAGGGCUCCCAAGGAUGCUGACCUGUGGUCCUUGCAUGAAAAAAUGCUGGCGCAGCCCCUGAAAGACAGUGACACCGAGGUUUACAACAUCAUCAAGAAGGAGAGUAACCGCCAGAGGGUCGGGCUGGAGCUGAUCGCCUCCGAGAAUUUCGCCAGCCGAGCAGUUUUGGAGGCCCUAGGCUCUUGCUUAAAUAACAAGUACUCCGAGGGGUACCCAGGCCAGAGGUACUACGGCGGGACCGAGUUCAUCGAUGAGCUGGAGCUCCUGUGUCAGAAGCGAGCGCUGCAGGUCUACGGUCUGGACCCCGAGUGCUGGGGGGUCAAUGUCCAGCCCUACUCAGGCUCCCCUGCCAACUUCGCAGUCUAUACCGCCCUGGUGGAGCCCCACGGGCGCAUCAUGGGCCUCGACCUGCCCGACGGCGGCCACCUGACCCACGGCUUCAUGACGGACAAGAAGAAAAUCUCUGCCACGUCCAUCUUUUUUGAAUCUAUGCCCUAUAAGGUAAACCCAGACACUGGCUACAUCAACUAUGACCAACUGGAGGAAAACGCCCGUCUCUUCCACCCGAAGCUGAUUAUCGCAGGAACCAGCUGCUACUCCCGAAACCUGGACUACGCUCGCCUGAGGAAGAUCGCGGACGACAACGGGGCGUAUCUCCUGGCCGACAUGGCGCACAUCAGCGGGCUGGUGGCGGCUGGCAUGGUGCCCUCCCCCUUUGAGCACUGCCACGUGGUGUCCACCACUACCCACAAAACCCUGAGAGGCUGCCGGGCCGGCAUGAUCUUCUACCGGAGAGGAGUGCGCAGCGUGGAUCCCAAGACCGGCAAAGAGACUCUCUACAACCUGGAGUCGCUUAUCAACUCGGCCGUGUUCCCGGGCCUGCAGGGCGGUCCCCACAACCAUGCCAUUGCUGGGGUUGCUGUGGCCCUGAAGCAAGCUAUGACUCCGGAAUUCCGACUCUACCAACGCCAGGUGGUGGCCAACUGCCGGGUUCUGGCUGAGACCCUGAUGGAGCUGGGCUACAAAGUGGUGACAGGUGGUUCUGACAACCAUUUGAUCCUUGUGGAUCUCCGUUCCAAAGGCACGGAUGGUGGAAGGGCUGAGAAGGUUCUAGAAGCCUGUUCUAUUGCCUGUAAUAAGAACACCUGUCCAGGUGACAAAAGCGCAUUGCGGCCCAGCGGACUGCGUCUGGGGACACCAGCACUGACAUCCCGAGGACUUUUGGAAAAAGAGUUCCAGAAAGUAGCCCACUUUAUUCACAGAGGGAUAGAACUCACUCUGCAGAUUCAGAACGACGUUGGGGCCAAGGCCACCCUGAAGGAGUUCAAAGAGAAACUGGCAGGGGACGAGAAGCACCAAAGGGCCGUCAGGGCUCUGAGGGAGGAAGUGGAGAGCUUCGCGUCUCUCUUCCCUCUGCCUGGCCUGCCUGACUUCUAGGGGAGCCGCCCACCCGCACGCACCUGCCCGGGAACCACUUGCUCGAGGACCCGGUGCCCUUCUGAGCAGAGAUGGAAGGGCGGCCCCACGCAGGACCCGGCUGCGUCAACUUCUUCGUGCCCUCUGAGGGGCUUCCUUUUUGGACUCUCCUCAAAUUACCUCCUUCAUGAAUCAAAACUUUUUUUUAAGAUCCAUUGUAAUUCUGGGACAGGUUAUCAGGACGUUUAAAUUUGAUCCCUUCUCUCAGCUGUAUAAACGGUUCUUCUGGAAAAAUGAAAUACUUAGACUGAGUCCAGGGCAGACUGGAAAGACCCCAGUAGGUGUACUCGCCCUUCUCUGAGUUACUGGGCCUCCCCCAUACUCUGCGAUGACAACCACCCAAGUUUGGAGCUGCCGCCAGCCGCUCCUUAAUAUCCUGUCACACGGAGGGCCGCAGAGGAGGGAAAUUUUGAAGCUUCUGGUGAGUUCUAUACAAGGUGCCACCUGGUAUGAGGGGAGUUUCUCCACGGCAGCUCAGAACAUCAUGGAAAUGGUCUCCUUCACCCCCCACAUCAGGUGUGAGAACCAGCUGGGGGGGUAGUUUCCUGCCCUGUGCCAGAUAACCACCCCCUCCUGUAAUCAGGAAACCAAAUGGCACCUUCCCAGAGAAACUUUAUUUUUCACAAAGCUGAAGUGCAAAACAUAGAUGACCAUUUUUAAUAAUAAGCACAAUCAAUUUUUAACCACAGAAUGUCUACAUGAAUUAUAGCUUUAAAAAAUACAACCAAUUUUUAUAUUUCAAAAAUAUCUAAACUCAAAUAAAUUAAUUUCUUAAAAAGUA
Molecule: messenger RNA, 2558 nt
Organism: Ailuropoda melanoleuca (giant panda)
Lineage: Eukaryota; Metazoa; Chordata; Mammalia; Carnivora; Ursidae
Gene: SHMT1
Product: serine hydroxymethyltransferase 1
Exons: 12
Coding region: 284-1738 (484 amino acids)
Biological process (GO): tetrahydrofolate interconversion
Cellular component (GO): cytoplasm; nucleus; mitochondrion
Molecular function (GO): pyridoxal phosphate binding; glycine hydroxymethyltransferase activity
Source: RefSeq, a predicted model, not a curated record